Messenger RNA from Diatraea saccharalis (sugarcane borer), 855 nucleotides. NCBI's taxonomy places the organism in Eukaryota, Metazoa, Arthropoda, Insecta, Lepidoptera, Crambidae. The record is from the annotation of a GenBank genome assembly.
GUGACCUUGUCCAUUUGUAAACAAUAAGUAGUACCUUGCUACCUUGACAAACAUUUAUUUAUUUUCUUUUACUGUUCAUUAUUGCAGCUUGAUUUUUAAAGGUUAAUAAAGUGUUUUAAUUUCAAAAUGAAUAUUGAUUUCGAGACUAUGGCCGUGUUGGAAGAGGAGUCACAAAAUGAGUCCAACAACGGCGGUGUGUUUGGUUCGGUGGGCGCGUCUGGCGUUGAGGGUGGCGAGAGACGUGAGAGUGGUAAGCGCGGGCGCAGGCCCGGCAGGAAGGCACAGCUCGACAAACAAGACAUGAAGGCUAAACUUGAACGCAGUAGGCAGUCGGCUCGUGAAUGCCGCGCACGGAAGAAACUUCGCUAUCAGUACUUAGAGGAGCUGGUGGCGGACCGUGAGCGCGCAGUCAUAGCUCUAAGGAAAGAGCUUGACAAGUAUUACAAAUGGAAUCUCGAGUUGGAUCAGGGUCGUAUGCCUGAGGGUAUAGAUGGGAUGCUGCAGGAAAUAGGAGUUAUCAAGCAGGAGGAAGUGAAACCAUUUUAGAUGGCGACACUUCGAAUAUAACUAUCUAUAUGUUGCCAUAUUUUGUAUAUCGUAUUUGUACGAUGCUUGUAUUUACCUUAUUGGACACUAACUUUAAAUAGAUGGUAGGCGAUAAAUUUUUAAAUACACGUUAGAUAGUUUUCCGUAUUAUGGGCCACGUGGAAUGCUUAAUACAUUACAUGACAUGUUUUAAUUUAGGGGCGUCCUAUUCUGUUAAUGAUUGUACAAUCGACAGAACAUUAGGUUCUUCAAAUCUAUAAUUAUUUUAAUCGAUUCGAUUUUAGACCUUAAUCUGUUCAAUGUUAGUUU